This is a messenger RNA of Aspergillus chevalieri, 687 nucleotides long. RefSeq lists its product as uncharacterized. Bases 1 to 687 code for a protein of 228 amino acids. Lineage: Eukaryota; Fungi; Ascomycota; Eurotiomycetes; Eurotiales; Aspergillaceae. The transcript has a single exon. The record is from RefSeq and is a predicted model, not a curated record.
AUGUCCAACCAAAACCACCGUUCCUCUCGCUCACCACCCCGUCUGCGAAUCAACCCACCCUCACCACAAUCCUUCUACGCGCCCUCUCCGAUCUUCACUCCGUCCACCCUCACUUCCUCAAGUACUUCAAUUAGAACCCCAAAAGCAUCCACAACGGCCAGCACCACUCCCACUACCAGUAAUAUCAACAAUACAAUAACCUUGGACACCGUGAUUGCUCACCUGCGCACCCCCCUCCACCCUCUCGUCUCCGCCACAACCGGCCUCCAACACCCGUUUUUCCCGAAAAGCCUCCUCUCCUACCACCUCCUCACCUCGUCACAACUUGAUGAAUUAGCAAGACACUACCAUCAAGUCACUCCACCCGUUCUGGGGACGUUCAGCUACCCGGUGACGAUUCCUGCUUGGGUGCCUCCCCGUGCAAAUGGAAAACGGUCCCGAUACGGGAGUGAAGAGUUAAUGGACGUAGACCUGAAAACGAAGAGACGACGGUUUGGAAGGUUUAUCGGGCUACGAGGAUGUGAGUCUCCCAUUCAGCUCCAGAUUGAGGUAGACGGCGAGAGUGGGAAUGAAUAUGGGUAUGAGGACGCGGUGGAAGAGGCAAUGGCGAGGAUUGAGAGCGAGUGGGAGGAGGCGUUGCAGAGGGCUGCGAGGGAGGAUGGGGAUGGGCUUAGGAUAAAGUGGUGA